AUGGAGGAACUCCCAACACCUCCUUCUACUCCUGCUCCUAGGUCUUAUGCCACUAACAAGGCUGUGCAGCUCCUCAAUCUCAUUGGGUCUCUUACACCUUCCACAAAGAAACUAGUUCAUGCACUCUCCAGAGACCCACAUGUGCAUGUUCCCUCUCCCUCAAUGGCUUUAACUACCACUUCAGCAGCUAUUCCUGACUCAGAUGCAGUAGUAUUCAAGGCCUCUAAUACCGUCUUUACAAAGACGAAUGACAGGAUGUUCAAUAUCCCACAACCCAUUCUUAACUUGACUAAAGCAAAAUUGCAUGUUCCUCUCACGCUUCUAACCAGUGACACUUUGUGGAGGAUCCAUGCCAACCCUUCUUCCAUCAAAAUGAAGAAAGGACUCGUGUUGAGCGAUCCCAAGCUCGUUGUCAUGGAUGCAAGUGCAGGAUUUCCCGUAGAGACUUCUCUUCCAGCGGAUCAAUACUAUGAAGCCACCAACAACUUUCUGAGACUUAUGGACAAGAUAGCCAACACAGAGACAGUCAAACAUUUCACAGACCAUUGCCAAUUCUGCAUAGAUCUGGAGGACUUCAGCCUCAACUUCGAGGCCGUUCUGAACUUCAACAUAGAAAUAUAUGCAGCUGCUUAUCUUCGCCAUUGGAACAAGAUCAACAUAAAAACCACGCUUGCAGCUAGUAGGCCCAGUGGGUCAGGGUCAAACUCUCAGUUCAAUCUCUACCCACCUCAUAAAGCUGCCAACGACAGUUCGUCAUCUGUUGAUGCGAAGUCCUUUCGGAAGGGCAAAGGGUCAGCUCCUACCGACACGACCCUUUGCAUCAUCUGCGGUCAGCAUGGUCACAGAGCCAGCAGUUGUACCUUCACACACACCAUCAAGAACACCCCAAUCAUCAGCACAUGGAUCGGAAAGCUUCUGCUCAAAACCAAUCAGUCCCCCAUUUGUAUCUUCUUUAACCUCGGUUGA
This is a messenger RNA of Suillus paluster, 966 nucleotides long. RefSeq lists its product as uncharacterized. The record is from RefSeq and is a predicted model, not a curated record. Bases 1 to 966 code for a protein of 321 amino acids. NCBI's taxonomy places the organism in Eukaryota, Fungi, Basidiomycota, Agaricomycetes, Boletales, Suillaceae. Gene Ontology annotation, molecular function: zinc ion binding; nucleic acid binding. The transcript is spliced from 2 exons.